UGCGAUUAAUCCUCCCGGAGACCAAGUUUUAACAGUACAAGAAACUGAACGUGUUGUUGAAGAUUGCUGCUUUCAAACGCGUUUGCUUUACUUUCUCAACAACCAGAUUUGAAAAAAAAGAACGUUUUUUUUUUUUUUUUUUUUUAUCUUCAAGGUUUUUUUUUUUUUUUCUAUGAUGCCUACUGGCAUGUUCAGCAUAGAGAGCAUUUUAGCUGGCAGACCCGGCUGCAAGGAAUCCGUUUUACUACAUCGGAAUGCUCCGGUUGUUUUUUCUAAUUUGACGGAUUCACUGUACGCUACCGAUUAUAGUGGGCUUUAUGCUCACACAGGACCUUCUGCUUCAGACCUCCAGGCAGUAAAUGGAUCUAGGCUCGGAUAUAAUAACUAUUAUUAUGGACAGCUUCACGUGCAGGGACCAGCUAGACCCGGUUGCUGUGGCAUGAUACCCCCUCUUGGCGCACAGUGCCCAUGCAUUCCUGCAGGUUAUGACAGUGCUGGCUCGGUGCUGCUGUCCCCUGUCCCACAUCAGAUGAUGCCCUAUAUGAAUGUAGGGACAUUGUCUAGGACUGAACUUCAGCUUCUUAACCAGUUGCACUGCAGACGGAAGAGGAGACAUCGUACCAUCUUCACCGAUGAACAGCUGGAAGCUCUAGAGAAUCUGUUCCAGGAAACUAAGUACCCCGACGUUGGAACGAGGGAACAGCUUGCACGGAGAGUGCACCUUAGAGAGGAAAAAGUUGAGGUUUGGUUCAAAAAUCGCAGAGCCAAGUGGAGGAGACAGAAGAGGUCCUCUUCAGAAGAACCAGAAAACUCUCCAAAAUGGAACAAAUCUUCCAGCACUUCAACAGAAAAAACAGAAGAUGAAGCAAAAAGUGAAGUGGACUCGGACAGCUGAUAAAUAAUUCUGUUUCCUAAAGACUUUGCACAAAUGGAUCCGUUUAUCUUGCACAUACCCCUGCGUUUCCCUGGAGACAUUCUGUAAAUAGUGUACAUAGUGUGUGGAUUUUGAAGUAAGAAAAUGUGUUGCAUUGCUGUUGCACAAAUACAUACCGUAAGGUUUAUUUUUGUUGUUUUUUAACAUGGAUAUUUAAAUUGAAUACAACUUUAUUAAACGCACACUGGCUACAUAAAGUAAAACAUACCUGAAGGCUAAGGUGCUAUAAAUAGAUUUUCCCAGGUUAAAACCUGUUAAAGAGCAAUUUGCUUUUUUAAAUUAUCUUCUCUGGGACGAAUUAUUCCUUUGAUUUUGUGAAAUCUGGAAUUCUGUUAAGGGUUACUUUGAGCAUCAUCAAUUAUAUGAUAUGCACACCAUUUCAGUAUUGAAAUAUUAUAGUACG
Polyodon spathula (Mississippi paddlefish) is the source of this 1337-nucleotide messenger RNA. RefSeq names its product homeobox protein goosecoid-like. Gene Ontology annotation, cellular component: nucleus. Lineage: Eukaryota; Metazoa; Chordata; Actinopteri; Acipenseriformes; Polyodontidae. The record is from RefSeq and is a predicted model, not a curated record. Gene Ontology annotation, molecular function: DNA-binding transcription factor activity, RNA polymerase II-specific; RNA polymerase II cis-regulatory region sequence-specific DNA binding. Gene Ontology annotation, biological process: regulation of transcription by RNA polymerase II. The coding region runs from base 173 to 895 and encodes 240 amino acids. The transcript is spliced from 3 exons.